AUGAGCGGACAGCAGGACGGAGAUAAGCCGGAUAAGUCUGGCGAGGCUGAUAUGGCCCAGGCAUUCAAAGAUCUUGCCCGAGGGGAGCAGACGGCAUCAGUCCUCGAGAACCAUUUGACGGCCCUCGAACGCAAGAUUGAUGAGCUGCUUGCCAAAGCCGACGAGGACCAGAGAGCCUCUCAACACCGUCCGGAGAUCAACGCGAACAAUUCUAAGCAAACCACGAGCGGAUCCUCGGAUGCGAGCGGCAGCUGA
Messenger RNA from Coniosporium apollinis CBS 100218, 255 nucleotides. RefSeq lists its product as uncharacterized. The transcript is spliced from 2 exons. NCBI's taxonomy places the organism in Eukaryota, Fungi, Ascomycota, Dothideomycetes. The record is from RefSeq and is a predicted model, not a curated record. Bases 1 to 255 code for a protein of 84 amino acids.